AUUUCACUUAAAUCUAAAACUUUGAAGCUCUUGGUGGAGCUUGAGGGAAUGUCAGUAGAUCCAGAGUCCUUAUGAUUCAUCUUCUGGGCGCAAUGACAAUCCAUCUGAUAAUAGUUGAGAUAUUUUAAUCUGAACCAAAGUGGUGGACAAACAGACCCAGAGACUGACAGUGCCGUGCGCACCGCUAGCAUGACGCUAACAAAAACUAAAAAUAGGAAACAUUUUAUUUGAAAUGUCAGUGAGGCAUUUAUCUGAAUACAAACAUAAUAACACUAAUGUUUUUCUUCCUGUGAGAGAUUGCUCUACGAUACCCAGAACCACCUCAAGACCUCCUCAUUUAAGUGUUUCUCAGAACAUAGGUCCAGUUCUUGUUAUCCUGCACUCUUUAUCACCCCUGUCAUCUUUAGUUUUACUACUAUUUCCAAAUGUGAAACACACAAAAAUACUGUGUGUGUGGGUGUGUUAACUUUCAUGUACACAUGUGUGGUAUAUGAGAUGGAAACCUAAUAGACUCCACCCUCACUGUCAUGCUCAUGUUCAUGACCUUUGACACUGAGAGGUCUGUCCUGACACUCAUAACCAUGAAUAAUGUCCUCUCUCCAUCCAAGCCUCCUCACGUCAUAUAAACCACAACACAAACCUCCAGGUCUACAGGUCCAGUCUGUAUAGAGUUAGAGGCAGAUCAUGACUGGAAACCUUUCAGCCUUUAAACAUGGUUACAGUUUACAGAUUGAAAGUGCAUGGGAUUAGGAUUAAAGGAGUAGAGCAGUGAUUUAUUAUUGCACUUGUAUAAAGAGGGAGACAGAUUUUUAAAAAAAAAAGUCAGUCAAGGCAGUCCUACAUUUCCCAUAAUGCAACUUAAUACCAUCUUUCAUUAGAGCCUGGAUCAUGCACACAUCCUUCAAACUGCUGAAGCAUGGUCUUUCUGUUAAGAUAUGUUGACUUGAGAUAAGUGACAUCAGUAUGGAGUCAUAUUCUCAGACUUAAGAACCAAGAAGACUAAACUAAACUAGACUAAACUUUUAAAGGACCAGUGUGUGGGAUUUAGUGGCAUCUAGAUGUGAAGUUUCAACUUUCUGCUCCAUUUAAAAUACAUGUUUUUUGAGCAGAUUGAGCCAUUCAGUCAGUUUUCUAAAUUAAAACACUGUGUGCAGACUCCCAAUCACAUAUAAUUACGUAGUCAACUUGUGCUUCCGAAACACUUGCGGUGCAGAGGACGGAGCAAAACCUCGUUAUGACUCAAAACAAUCAAGGUGUUAUACAAGAUUACUGUCCCCGUCAAGAAAUAGUCCAGCACAUAACCCCCAGAUGUGCCCAAAAUGUUGAACUAUUCCUUUAGUUCUCACAGGCCCCUUUAACUGUAUGCUGGUUCUGCAGAUGUUUAUCUUGAAAGGAUCAUGCAGGUCAACUGCAAGUUCAAACCCAAGUUCACUUUCCUUAAAAAAAGAAGGUAAAACGUCUUUAAGUGGUUUGAGGAGUUUCUCUGUGAAAUUGUGUCGCUGUUGAAGAAACCUUGUGACCGAUGUAAGUUCAAGCUGACCAAGUUGACCCAAAACACUAAAGCAGCUCUCCCUCUCUGAGUCUCUCUCUCUGAGCGGCUCUGAUCCCUCAGUCAGACCCAACAGCAGCUGAAGCUUAUUAAAGGCCACUAUUUCAGGCCGCUUUAACCCUCUAACCUUCCAUCCGUCUCUCUGCUCAUCUGUUUAUUUCUUCACUCGUCUAUCUGCCUCUCUGCUUCUCUUUUCUCCCCCAACUCUCAAUUCUCUAAUCGGUUUCCACUUCUGCUCAGUUUUCUCUUGUGAUCUCUUAUUUUCCGUCUUUAUCUGUUGACCAUCCGUCCAUCAUAGCACCGAUGCACUGCGGAAAGCCUGGGGUACAUAUUUGACCUUAUUCAUACUGUGACAUUCAGAUACACAUACCGGUAUUUGUUUCCUAUGAGUUAGAUAAGAGGCUUGAUACCACUUUAGUGCGACUUUAGUAGAAGAGCAAACACAGGGCUCUCUAUGAGUGUGUGUGUGUGUGUGUGUGUGUGUGCAGCCCUCUGAGCCUCACAGUGUUUACAUGCUGGAUGGUGAACGGGGGACUCUCCGGUCUCGUUUUAACUCAGUAACCCGUCCUGAACCAGCUAUGACUUCACCCAGGGAGACAGUUGGAAGAUUUCACACAUUCUCCACCGGUGACCCCGACUGAUGCUAAAAUUGUUGCUAAUUACUCAAAUCCCAGCAUGCAGCUGUGUUGCAGACAACAAACUCCAAUUGUUGGUUGCUGACAGAAAGCCGUGGAGGGUUGAAGAGAUGCUGAAGACCAAAAGGACCAUUGCAUAAUUAAUAUUUACAGCAUUUUGAUAUCCUUUCUGUCCCUCCAGCCCUCCCUGUUUCAGGCUCGUACCACCAUGAUGGUGAACAGCGGCCGUUUCCGUUGUCCGUCCUGCAGACAUGAAGUGGUGCUGGACCGCCACGGCGUCUACGGCCUACAACGAAACCUGCUGGUCGAGAACAUCAUCGAUGUCUACAAACAGGAAGUCAUCAACAGCAGCAACGCCACAAGCCCCCUCCCUCCUCCUCCACCUUCUGCUCAGGCAACAUGUUCAGACCAUGAGGGUGAAAAGGUGAACAUCUACUGUAUCACCUGUCAGGUUCCUACCUGUUCUCUCUGUAAGGUGUUCGGAGCUCAUCAGUCCUGUCAGGUGGCUCCUCUGACAGACAUCUAUCAGCAGCAGAAGGAUGAGCUGAGUGAAGAAAUUAGUUCUCUGGUGGCGUUCAACGACAAAGUCCAGGCCUUGAUCAAUGAGCUGGAGGAGACAUGUAAAAACAUAGAGGAGAACUGUAACACUCAGAAACAGAGUGUGUGUGAGAGGUUCGAUCGUGUGUUUUCCAUCCUGGAGGAGAAACGAAAGGCGAUGACAGACCAAAUCAGCUCCGAGGAGGAAGAGAAGACCGGCCACGUCCAGGCGUUGGUGUGUUGCUAUGGAGACAGCGUGGAGGCCAACAACAAACUGCUGGAGAGAGCUGCGAGCAGCAUGGAGGAGCCGGACACGGCUGCAUUUGUUCAGAAUUCAAGAGAGCUGAUCACAAAUGUGAUAGCAGCGACCGGCUCCUGUCCAGCCGAGACACUGAAACCAGGUUAUGAGAGCAUGAGCCACUACAGAUUUAACUUCAGCAGACAGGAGAGAGCUCUGAGGAGUAUAGACUUCCUCAAAGUUGUGGAAGAUGUUCCUGAAGAACCGGAGGUGGAACAAGAACCAGAAGAACCCAAAGAGCCCUCUGUCCAGAACACAGAAGCAGAACACCAUCAAGAAACCUCGGCCCAGGACCUGGAAUCUGUUGAGGAACCAGUUAAAGAGCUGAUCCCAGCACUGAUAUCCCCACCAGUGGAACCACUACAAUCAGCUGCACCAACACCAACCCCAGUCCCACCAGCUCCAGGUUUGUUGAGAGACUCUUUGGAGGCUUCAGAGGCAGUUGUGCAGCCAGAGAUUGACGACCUGGACUUAAAUGAUGGAGGAUCCGCUGAGAUAAUGAACAAGAGGGAGGAAGAGAAAGAGGAGGCGGAGGGAUGUGCAGCUCCUCAUCCCGUUAAAGAGGGAAACAUCUGUGAACAUGAGGAGGGAAUGAGCACACAACAGGCUGUCACUCUGCUCUUCUACCUGUUGGCCUUCCUGGUCAUCCUGCAGAGGGUUUGGGCUUACAUCGGCUGCUUCAUUUGCACAUAACACCAGCAGGAGACACAUCCAUCCUCACUGCUGCACAGCUCAGAUGGAGACUGAGACUAGGGGUCCUGCUCAGACCAGUUCUCCCCUCUCCUCUUCCUCCUCCUCCUCCUCCUCUUUCAACCUCAGCGAGGCUCCUCGUCGACCCAGUUUCUGCUUCUCUUGGCUGAACCCCCUCCACAAGAAGAAGUAGAGGAAAGAGAGAUGUGUUCGGAGAGGACGUUUGCUGAGGAGAUGAAGAAAGAUUCAGUCCAGAGUCUCGGUGCUGCUCUGGGACUGAAAACACACCGCACUGAUAAAAACCUCAGAGUGAAACCUGUUUCAACCAUCUCUGUUUUAUUCUAAAUAUCCAUCUAGUUUAAAACACAUUGUGUGGGCAAACAGGAAUAGAUCUGCUCUGGAUCUGUGUGCCUAAAGAGAAGAACAGUGACAGUUUUAGGGACUCUUAUUUUGAAAAGUUUUUUGUUUUAAAUAGAAGCUGCUGCCCUUCACACUAAAAGUCUUCACAGCUUUCAAAUUUGUGAUUGUAAGUGUCAUUAGCAGAGGAGUACUGCAGUGUAGAAGGAUUUUGAAUAGUAGUAUACUAUAGUUAUUAUAGUAGCUAUAGUUGUGCUACAACUAAUAAUAGCAGUUGUUGUAACAGGACAAGUUUUACCUGUUUUUAUAAAGAAAGUAGAAUUGCAGUAUUUAUAGUUGAAGACAUAAAUGAACUAGUCAUAUAGCAGAGCUUGUAGUAGAAGGAGCAGCAGCUACAGCAGAAGUAGUACAACUACUUGUAGUAGUAGUGAUGGUACUAUGUUUAUUGUAUUAGUCUGUUACUGUAGGCGUGGCUGCAGGAUAUGAACAAAAAUCUGAGUUUUACUUGAACAGAAUCUAAUAAUUAAGCGUUUCCCAUCUCAUUCUGUGGCAGAUUUUGGUUAAAUUUAACGUAAAAUUUGGAAGCAUGUAGACAUAAGAACCAAUUAGGUAACAUUUUUUUAUUUCUAUCCAAAGAAAUGUGACAUUUUAACAGCUUUUUACUGGUGAUGGGAGCUACUUGUACCAGUUUGAGCCAAUUUGAACUGGUGAUUUUGGAUGUCACAUGUGAUUCGGUGUGGUUUGAUGAUUAAAAAGAUUUUAUGAUUUUAGUU
Morone saxatilis (striped sea-bass) is the source of this 4839-nucleotide messenger RNA. RefSeq names its product E3 ubiquitin-protein ligase TRIM63-like. The record is from RefSeq and is a predicted model, not a curated record. Bases 2393 to 3712 code for a protein of 439 amino acids. The transcript has 10 exons. NCBI's taxonomy places the organism in Eukaryota, Metazoa, Chordata, Actinopteri, Moronidae. Gene Ontology annotation, molecular function: zinc ion binding.